CAGCCGCAGUUGUAUUCAUUUUGUCGUAUCGCUGUAGUUUCGGUAUCAUUGUACAGUAUCAGUGAAUAGAUAUACAUUUAUUUAAAAAAUAUUCAUAUAUUGUGCACUAAAUCAUUAAUAAUUACGUAUUAACGCGUCUAAUUACACGGAAUUAAUUGAUUUCGUUGCAUUCGUAUUUCACAGAAACGCAAUUAUUUAAAAAAACCAUAUAUCAUCAAAUACUUGUAAUGCAUUAUUAAUACAUAUAGUGCUUAUAUAAAAUUUUAUAUAAUAUUUGUGCACAUUAUUAUUUUUAUAUACUUUUACUUUUACGUGUGACUUAUUAUUAGUUUCUAAAUUAGUACAUUCCUAGAAAAAAGUGCAAAGUAGAAGCAAAAAUUAGAUCAUAUUUAUCGGUGUUUGUUAUAUUAAAUAUAAAUUAUGAAGAUCAAUUAUACGCAAUUGUUUAUAAAAGCACAUUAUUUCUGUUAUGGUGCAAUUGUAGGUUCUAUUUUCCCGUUUUUACCUGUUUACGGUAAACAACUUGGUAUUUCUCCAUUAAUAAUGGGUAGCAUCUUUUCCAUUCUUCCAAUUUUAUACAUGAUCACUAAACCAAUAGUUGGUUUUAUUAUGGAUUAUUUUCACACCAAGAAGAAAUUAAUCUUUAUAACUAUACUCGUCGUUUCAAGUAGUUCCUAUAUUUUGAUAUAUUUUUUACCUUCCGUUUCAUUACCGAAACGAAUGGUUCCAAAUCAUCAUCUUCAAAACAUUUCUUGUGCUUCUUUAUCAUUUUGUAACAUAGACUCUAAUUCCUCAAUAACAUCAUAUGACGAUAAAAACACUACAUGUCACUGGAUAUGUAAGAAUACAAAUUUUUCUGGACUAUCUUUCCACACAGUUGGAAGGGAAGCAAUUAUUUCAUCAAAUAAUACAUAUUUAUUAAAUAUUAACGAAAUGCCAUUAUGUCAAGAAGAAACAGCAGAAAAUUAUAAUUGCAAUGUUACUUGCAAUAGUUUCGAGAAUAAUCAUUAUCUGUAUACAUCUAUUAUUUUCUGGGGAUUCGUCUUUUUAAUGUCUAUUGGCAAUAUUGGUUUUAAUAUUUGUAUGUGUAUUACUGACGCAAUUUGUUUUGAAGUACUAGGUAAAAGUGAAAAAAUGAAAUAUGGUAGACAGCGUGUAUGGGGUGGAAUUGGUUUUGGUUUAGCAGGAUUUUUAACUGGAUAUACAGUGGAUAAGUGGUCUCAAGGGAAAAUCUACAAAAAUUACACACCAGCGUUUAUUCUUGUGAUUGUAUUUACUUGUAUUGAUUUAAUUUGCUGCAAAAAACUGAAGCUACCACCUAUAUCAUCGUCGACAAAUAUAUUUACAGAUGUAUGUGCGCUUUUAAAAUCUAAAUCUGUUGUUAUAUUUCUGGGUUUUGCUGUUAUUGUCGGCUCCCUGGAUGCCUACUCAAUUUUCUUUUUACUGUGGUUUGAAGAAGAUCUUGCUAUGAAGACUGGUUACAUGGGUGAAAUUAAAUUAAUAGAAGGCUUUACAUUAGCCGCGCAAGCUUUUGGUAGUCUAAUAAUAUUCAUACCUUUGUCUGGCAAAAUAUUGAAUAAAUUAGGAUAUGGUUACACUUUUACUUUGUCUCUCGUAUUUUACGCACUUCGGUUAGGUUUAAUAUCUGUAGUACCAAUACCAUGGUGGAUAGUUUUUAUAGAAUUUUUAAUGAUGGGACCAACAUUUGGUCUUUCCUACACAGUAACAGUGACGUACGCAAAUGCAAUAUCACCAUCCGGUAUAUCUGUUUCUGUUCAAGGAAUUAUGUCAGCAUUGAGAGAGGGUUUCGGUUUCGCCAUUGGUAAUUUGAUGGGUGGUAUCUUGUUAAAAAAAUUUGGUGGUGCGUUGACUCUACAAAUAUUUUCAAUAUUUGCAGCAUUCAGUGCGCUAAUGUUUCUUUUACUUUAUAUUACGUACUUAAAGCAUAAAAUACCAGAUACACGGAAUAAUAUUGAAUGGAGAACGCCUGAAGACGCACGAGAACAUUGUGUUGCAGCAGAAUGAUUAAAUGCGUUUUUUUCAUAAUAUUAUGAAUAAUUUUGUUUAAUUACUUAAAUAAAUGUUAUCUAAAAUAAUGUAUCAAUGAAUAUUGUUACGCUCGGGGGCGGUAAAACUCGCGUUUGCGCAUUCGUACGUGUGUUUCCCGCGUUUCCGCACUCGCGUACGCGCACGCGUACCGGAUCGCCGCAGAGAAAUAAAUGGAGCACCAACUAGAAAUGACGAACUCUUUAAUGUAAAAGAAUGUAGCGAAAUACAGAAAGGAGUGAGAACGGGUCGACGGCUCGUCUCCAAAUCUAAUAUGUCGUCUGUUUGACAGACGACAACGCGUCGUCAGGCAAAUAUCCGACAGCUGGAUCAACUCGCUGGUGCAUCGAACGACGCGGGCGUAGACACGGGCGUAAUAACACUAUAUACAACUUUAUUUAAUUUAUGCUAAUAUGAAGUAGCGUUACAUAAGGAAUAUAUAUUGUUAUACAUAUGUUGAUAUUUGUGUCAAAAUAUUUAAUUUUUAUUUACAAACUUUUUUAAUUUCUUGCGAGUAACAACAUUAUUUGUUAUAUAAAGCAAAAAUACAAAUGAUAUUUUGUUAUAUAGUAAAGACAUGCACAUGUAUUACAUUGUAUUUAUAUCACGCUUAAUAAUUAAUGUACCUAUUCGAUGUAUGUAUACAUUAAACAUAUAAUACUUA
Wasmannia auropunctata (little fire ant) is the source of this 2710-nucleotide messenger RNA. RefSeq names its product major facilitator superfamily domain-containing protein 6-like. Gene Ontology annotation, cellular component: membrane. The coding region runs from base 421 to 2025 and encodes 534 amino acids. The transcript is spliced from 9 exons. Lineage: Eukaryota; Metazoa; Arthropoda; Insecta; Hymenoptera; Formicidae. Gene Ontology annotation, molecular function: transmembrane transporter activity. The record is from RefSeq and is a predicted model, not a curated record.